Molecule: messenger RNA, 2553 nt
Organism: Phymastichus coffea
Lineage: Eukaryota; Metazoa; Arthropoda; Insecta; Hymenoptera; Eulophidae
Product: glucose dehydrogenase [FAD, quinone]-like
Exons: 7
Coding region: 489-2393 (634 amino acids)
Molecular function (GO): oxidoreductase activity, acting on CH-OH group of donors; flavin adenine dinucleotide binding
Source: RefSeq, a predicted model, not a curated record
ACUUGUCGACAUAAUUAAACUGAGGAAGGUAACUUCAAAUUGAAAAAUAAAUACUCUUUCCGUUUCAACUGAGCAUUAAAUUUGUAGCUUUACAUAACGUUCAUCCAUUAAAUUCAAAUGGCAGGGAUAAUAUAACCCUCUCAAAUUGCUCCAUUAGAAGUGCACAUUUUAUUGGCAUAAGAAAGUAAGCAAGAUAAAAAAGAUAGUCGCAAUAGACGUAAAGUAAAGAGACGACAAGUUAACGACCGAAGAACAAGUAUCCGACAAAUUUCCCAUUCGUAACAAUCAUUGCAAAAUUGACAACCUAUCGCACAUGCAAUGUGUUGUUCUGGAGAGCAGUCUUAGCGACCUCGAGGGCGAUAGCUUAUGAGCGACCCUGGGCUCGAAUCAGUGGAGCGCACGCGCGCGCGCGAGAGAGAGAGAGCAGUCCAAUAUCUAACGAGUGAGGACAAUAGCCUGUGUGUUAGGGUGGGUAACAUCUGGCGAAAAUGUCAUACAGCCUGUCGUUCAGUCCAUCGUGUUCGGAACCAUUUCUAGGGCCGAGUCUAGCACAGACUUGCCCAGGCGCACAGUUCCUCGUGUUCAUGACAAUCCUCGACACGUUUCUGAGGGCUAAGCGCGAGGUUUCACGACUCUGCGAACGCGUGAUACCAAAGGACCCAGCGGACUACUAUUAUGACUUCAUCGUCGUGGGUGGCGGUUCAGCGGGAGCAGUAGUUGCAUCAAGGCUAAGCGAAGUACCGGAAUGGAAGGUGUUGCUGAUCGAGGCAGGUCCAGACGAACCACCAGGCGCCGACGUACCAAGCAUGGUAGCAAUGUUUCUCGGUACCGAGAUAGAUUGGCAGUACCGAACCGUGAACGAGAAGAAUGCAUGUCUAUCGAGUGGUGGCUCGUGCAGUUGGCCAAGGGGCAAGAAUUUAGGCGGCAGUAGCGUACACAAUGGUAUGAUGUAUAUCAGGGGACACCCAAGGGACUACGACGACUGGGCUGCACUCGGCAACUAUGGCUGGACCUGGGAAGAUGUACUACCUUAUUUUCUAUGUUCGGAGAAUAACACCGAACUGCCGCGAGUGGGUAAGAAAUACCACGCACAAGGAGGUCUGUUGAAUGUGGAACGAUUUCCGUGGCAGCCACCAAUCACCGCAGAUAUCCUUUACGCUGCAGCGGAGGCUGGUUACCCAAUAAGCGAAGAUUUGAACGGCGAGCGAAUUGCUGGUUUUACCGUCGCUCAAACGAACAACCGUAACGGCGUCAGGGUCAGCAGUGCAUCGGCAUUUUUGCAACCGGCACGCGACCGAAGCAAUCUUCAUGUACUACUUAAUUCUACUGCCACAAAGAUUGUUACGGAGGAUCAACAGAUCGUUGGAGUUCAGUAUUUUAAAAAUGGCGAGUUUCGUGUUGCUCGAGCUACCAGAGAAGUUGUUGUAUCCGGCGGAGCAGUUGGUUCACCUCAUUUGCUACUACUUUCGGGAAUUGGUCCGAAAGAGCACCUGCGAACCAUGAAUGUAAGCGUGGUCAAGGAUCUUCCAGGCGUUGGUGAAAAUCUACAAAAUCAUGUUUCAUACACCGUAUCAUUCACGAUCAAUCAACCAAAUGAAUAUGAUCUUAACUGGGCAGCAGCUACCGAGUACAUUGCGUUUCAGAAAGGACCAAUGUCCUCAACAGGGCUAUCUCAAAUAACCGGAAUACUUCCGUCAAGUUAUACAACUUCUGAUCAUCCAGAUAUUCAGUUAUUUUUCGGUGGAUAUCAAGCCGCUUGUGCCACUACUGGGGAAGUAGGGGCACGUUUAGAUAAUGGCCGACGUAGUAUUAGUAUGUCACCGACUAAUUUACACCCACGAAGUCGGGGUACUUUACGAUUAGCGAGCAACAACCCGUUUAUUUAUCCAAUCAUCCAACAAAAUUAUUUAUCCAAUCCACUAGACAUAGCUAUUUUAGUCCAAGGAAUACGAGUAGCUCUUUCAUUAGCUAACACUACUGUACUUGCUCGAUAUAACAUAACUCUAUCCAAUCCUCCUAUCCGUGCUUGUUCAAGAUUUCCAUUUUUAAGCGAUGCCUAUUGGAGUUGCGCAGUUAUGCAAGACACGGGACCGGAAAAUCAUCAAUCGGGAUCCUGUAAAAUGGGACCUCCCAAUGAUCCGUGGUCGGUUGUUGACCCUGAAUUAAAAGUAUACGGUAUAAAAGGCUUACGUAUAGCUGAUACAUCGAUCAUGCCGAAGGUUACAUCAGGAAAUACGGCAGCGCCAGCAAUGAUGAUUGGAGAACGAGCUGCUGCUUUUAUAAAAAAAGAUUGGGGUGCCACAUCUACGCAAUGCAGUUCGUGCUUUUCGAAGGACAAUUCAUUAGAUUUUUUGCGAUGGGGAAUUAAAUAUCUUGAUCACGAUAUCUGGUGACCUCAGUUAGAAAUAAGUCCAAAGUGUUUGAUUAAAAUAUCAGACAAGCCAUUAUAAAAUUAGCAAAAUUAUAGACAGAUAUACUUUAUCAAGUAUUAGUUGUUAUUAGUAUAUAAUUAGUGAAAAAUUUAUAGUACAUUACUGUUUAUUUGUAGUACUG